Momordica charantia (bitter melon) is the source of this 1298-nucleotide messenger RNA. Its product is annotated as PTB domain engulfment adapter. NCBI's taxonomy places the organism in Eukaryota, Viridiplantae, Streptophyta, Magnoliopsida, Cucurbitales, Cucurbitaceae. The record is from RefSeq and is a predicted model, not a curated record.
UAGUUUCCCGUGUGUGAAUUCUGAGGUGCAAAACUAGUCUCAAUUGUUCGCAUCAUCCGUACAGAUUACAGGGCAGUCGCCAGAGAACAACAWAUGGCCUCUCUGUCCACSGAAUCGGCGGUGGCGAGAGGCGGAGAAGGCGUGUAUGUGGCGGCAGUGCCCCUAAGAGCCACCAGAGGCCCUGCCCAAUUGCUUGCUUCUGCUGCUUACUCUUUCAACAACUGGGAUUUGCAGCAUUUCAUGGUUAUCAUCGCACCCUCAUCCCCUCCUCCUCAUUCUCAGGCUUUGGUCUUUGAUUUUCAACCUGAAGAUCCGGAAGAUAUACAAGUCGCACUGGCUGCUCUUUCUGGAAAAGCAGUACCAGGGGUUGUUCUCGAGAGGAAGUUGUCGAGGCUGCCAAGAAAGAAAUGUUGGCACAUUGGAACUUGUGAAGCGAACGGCAUAGAAAUGGCACGCAAGUUCAACGGAAGUUGGGACUUGAAUUUGAGGAUUGGUCACCAUGACUGCAGACACUACACAAAUGGUAACAGCAGUUCAUUUCUUGUGUCUAUCUUCUUAAAAUCGAUAUCUAAACUUUGUUGUUUGCGAGGUUUGGAAGGCUUGGUUGAGGCUCUGCUUGGUGAAGAAAAUGUGUUGGCGCGCCUACGCCUAAGGCGGAAUUCGUCAAGCAUAUAAUAAUGUUUUUCUUCUCGUGUGUGUCAGUAUGUAUUAUGUAUCAAUAUUUGGAAUUGUAAAUUCGUCCAUAUUCAAAAUAGUUGCCCUCUUGUUUGUGUAAAUGAGGUAAAGCAACGUGCRAGGUGUUAGGAACGUGGAGCCAAAAUAGAAGCAGAAUGAAGMAAGUAUGAAAGAGGAUGGAAGAAGCAAGUUGGAGGGACUUCUUUGCUGAGGAGACAGCACUGUACGUGCAUACUGUUUCGCAUCCAUAGCACCAUGACGCUGUCACGAUUUAUAAAAACGGUAGCUCGGCGGUUUUAGGUUUUUUGUUUGGCAGAAUUUGUUGGGCAGCAGUGUUUUUGACAGCAUAGAGUAGAGAACGAAUCUUUUGGACUGUGGAGCGUCGUCGGCAACCUAUUCUCGUGUCUCAAUGAAGUUUUUCAUUAUUGUAUCUCUAAGUACCUAUUGUUGUAGUGCUUAGAAGCUAGAUGGUUAUUAUUAAGGCAUUUAGAAAGAACUUUGUAGAGAGUUUGUGACCCAUUGUAAUAUUCUCAAUCAUAGCAGAACCCGCACAUUGUGGAAGAACGUACGUAACUCAUGCUUGGGAUGAACCGGUAUAAAACUUUGUGUCGUUUAUUCUCUCA